Molecule: messenger RNA, 657 nt
Organism: Vombatus ursinus (common wombat)
Lineage: Eukaryota; Metazoa; Chordata; Mammalia; Diprotodontia; Vombatidae
Gene: CST6
Product: cystatin E/M
Exons: 3
Coding region: 71-520 (149 amino acids)
Cellular component (GO): extracellular exosome
Molecular function (GO): cysteine-type endopeptidase inhibitor activity
Source: RefSeq, a predicted model, not a curated record
ACAAGUAAAAGGCUCCCCUGGCUAGGCCUGCUCAUCGGUGCUCCCCAGGGCCCUGCCGAAAAACCCCAAGAUGUUGCUUUCCCUGCUGGUGCUCUGUGUCACUUCUCUGACCCUGCCCUUGACCCAUGGAGACGAGGGGGGCAGCCCUGAGAGCCGGCCUCCUCACACAGGGAACAUGCUGGGUGCCCGGACGCCACUGUCCACCUCAAACCCAGAGGUGAAGAGGGUCACCCAGUAUGCUGUGGAAACCUUCAACGAGGGAAGCAACAGCGUGUACUACUUCCGAGACACCAGAAUCAUCAAAGCCGAGAGGCAGCUUGUGUCUGGCGUCAAAUACUACCUGACUGUGGAGAUGGGGAGCACGGAGUGUCGGAAGGGCUCGGCUGCUCUCGAGACAGUGGGCUUGGCUGGCUGCCCCUUUUCCACAGAAGAAGAGAAACUACAAUGUCAGUUUGAAGUCCUGGUGGUUCCCUGGACACGUCAGACCAGGGUUCAGAAAAUUUCAUGUUCACGGGUCUAAGAAGGCCCUGGCUUGCCCCAGCGUGCACAGGCCAGCUCUGCAGAGAAAGGCUGGGGCAGACUGGAGAUGGACGGAUCUUCCGAGGGCCCUGAUGAUUGAACAGCGCCCAUGUUUGUCUGAAUAAAUUGAUAAAUCGA